CUGAGGAGGACGCCGCUGGAUCGGGCAAACCCGGAGGGAAGCAAGAAACGUCAGGAUCUGGGUUUGCAAGCUGAGCCUCAAAGGAAAGUGGAGGCUGCAGCCUGGUUCAGCCCCCGCUGCCCUUGGAGGGCGGCUGAGUCUGGACCGCGGGCUUUCGCGCCUUGAGCUGGAAAAAGCCUGAGGGAAGGGAGAAAGGCAUCUCUGCGGGCCUGAGGAGGAAGAGCAGGGUUGAGAACAGCCUUGGGUCACAAGCGUAGCUUGGAGGCAGGCCCGCAAAGCAGUCCCCCAGCUCCUCAGCUCCGAGCUGAGGCAUCCACACCCACAGGCUGCGCAUUAAAAUGGCUGGCUAUGCCACUAUUCCUAACCCCAUGCAGACCCUUCAGGAGGAAGCGGUUUGUGCCAUCUGCCUGGAUUACUUCAAGGAUCCUGUGUCCAUAGGCUGCGGGCACAACUUCUGCCGAGGGUGUGUGACCCAGCUGUGGGGCAAAGAUGAGGAAGACAGGGAAGAGGAGGAAGAUGAAUGGGAGGACGACGAGGACGACGAUGUGGAGGGGGCCAUCGGUGGAUGGGACAACUCUAUUCGAGAGGUUUUGUACCAGGGCAAUGCUGAUGAGGAGGUGUUCCAGGACCAAGAUGAUGAACUCUGGGUUGGUGACGGUGGCGUCAGGAAUUGGGACAACGUGGACUAUGUGUGGGACCAGGAGGAAGAGGAGGAGGAAGACCGGGACUAUUACCUGGGACGCUUGAGACAUGACCUGAGAAUUGACGUCUACCCAGAAGAGGAGAUACUGGAAGAAUACGAUGAGGACGACCAAGAGCUGUAUCCUGACACCCACCUGCCUCCUCCGGCCCCUCCACGUCAGUUCACCUGUCCCCAGUGCCGAAAGAGCUUUACACGUCGCAGCUUUCGUCCCAACUUGCAGCUGGCCAACAUGGUCCAGAUAAUUCGCCAAAUGUGCCCCACUCCUUAUCGAGGAAGCUGGGGGAAUGACCAGGGCAUCUGCUCCAAACACCAGGAAGCCCUGAAGCUCUUCUGUGAGGUGGACAAAGAGGCCAUCUGUGUAGUGUGCAGAGAAUCCAGGAGCCACAAACAGCACAGCGUGGUGCCAUUGGAGGAGGUAGUGCAGGAGUACAAGUUUGUCCAUCCCAUGAGUUAG
Neomonachus schauinslandi (Hawaiian monk seal) is the source of this 1157-nucleotide messenger RNA. It is a transcript of the gene TRIM52, whose product is annotated as tripartite motif containing 52. The transcript has 2 exons. The coding region runs from base 339 to 1157 and encodes 272 amino acids. Gene Ontology annotation, cellular component: nuclear body. Lineage: Eukaryota; Metazoa; Chordata; Mammalia; Carnivora; Phocidae. The record is from RefSeq and is a predicted model, not a curated record. Gene Ontology annotation, molecular function: zinc ion binding.